Danio rerio (zebrafish) is the source of this 3483-nucleotide messenger RNA. RefSeq names its product ras homolog gene family, member Gd (gene rhogd). Gene Ontology annotation, molecular function: G protein activity; GTPase activity; GTP binding. Lineage: Eukaryota; Metazoa; Chordata; Actinopteri; Cypriniformes; Danionidae. The record is from RefSeq and is marked validated.
CAGGAGGGCAAAGUGCCACUGCCUGUUUGGAUGCAGAAUGCAGACGAUUAAGUGUGUGGUGGUGGGAGACGGUGCGGUAGGCAAGACAUGCCUUCUUAUUUCUUAUACGACAAAUGCCUUUCCAGAGGAGUACAUUCCCACAGUGUUUGACAACUACAGUGCUCAGAUGAGUGUAGAUGGGCGCACUGUCAGCCUCAACCUCUGGGACACGGCAGGGCAGGAGGAGUAUGACCGUCUGCGCACGCUUUCUUACCCACAAACUAAUGUUUUCAUCAUUUGCUUUUCCAUCGGAAGCCCUUCAUCAUUAGCUAAUGUUCGCCACAAGUGGCACCCGGAGGUGUCUCACCACUGUCCCAACGUGCCAAUUCUUCUAGUUGGCACCAAGAAGGAUCUGCGUUCAGAUACAGAGACAAUUAAGAAGUUGAAGGAGCAAGGGCUUGCACCCUCUACUCAACAGCAGGGUGGCACCCUGUGCAAGCAGAUCAAUGCUGUGAGGUAUCUGGAGUGCUCGGCGCUCCGCCAGGAAGGCGUGCGGGAUGUGUUUGUAGAUGCUGUUCGUGCUGUGCUCUACCCCAUGACCAAAAAGAAUACCAAGAAGUGUGUUCUCUUAUAGUCGGCUGUACAUCGGGGACUGCUGGAGGAGUAUAAUUUUAUUAACAAGCUGACCCUUUUAUUUGUGUAAUUUUUUUUUUCUGUGUCUCACUGACUUUCUCCUGCUAACAUAAGUACCUUUCGUUUUUGUAUUACUUGUAGAUCAGUCUGCCAAAGUUAUUCGCCUAUUUUUUUAUGAUAAUAGAAAACAGAUUAUUUACGGAUGCUCAAUGAAAGAUAUUUUUAUAUACAGAUGCGGUGACCAUGUCCAUGAUUAGCAAGUAUGUAGAGUGGGAUUUUUGCUUGAUAAUGACCUUGACUGUGCAUUCUGAUUAAUGUGCAAUUUAAUGAAGACUGACUGAGACCGACACUUUAGGUUUCCCUUCCAAUUCUUUGAUAAGCCCCUUAAAGUCUUUUUUGUAGCUGUUAUAUUCACACAAAAGCAAUAUUUCAACCAGUUGUAAAAGGAUAUGUUUUUCUCCAAAAUCAGGUUUAUCAAAAGAAAAAGUUUAGAGAUACAACACCUUUUAAGGAGCAUUCUGAUAUCUGUUAUUCACAAUCGCCAGCUGUUAAAAACUUAUUUCCAUAAUGCAAAAACGAAACCUUGAUUUUUAUUUAUUGAUGAUUAUUUUUAGUGUCAUGCUGUACAGUUUUUUUUUUCAGAUAUAUAUUUUUUUAUUUUACAAAAAAAAAGUCCCUUUUAAGAAUUGCCUCAUGUGCUUUUUUUAAGCAAGUAAUAUAUUAUUAUUUUUAUCAGAUUUAAGCAGCAUCCCAUUUUCUUGUUAGAUUUUAUGAAGCAAUUUUUUACUCAAAGCUUACUGAAGUUAAACUUUUAGUUAGAGUUAAGUCUUAUCUGCCACACCCUCAGCCUGAUUCCUAGGAUUUACCCUGUAUUUUAUGCAGCACAAGAGUUGUUUGUCAGUUGUUUUUAUAAGAUCCCUCAUUCCUAUGACCAAGUGAAUGUCUCACACCGUGCACUGUGUGAUACAUGAACAGUGAUUUGUCUUUCAAACCCAAAGAAGACUAAGCUGCAGGCAUGCGUGGCUUCUGUCGUUUUAACCCGCUGGGUCCAAAGUUCAAACCUGCACUAAGAUGAGUGCUAUUUGCUUCUGUUUGCUUUGGAGAAAGAAUGACUCCAAACUACAGGAUAUAUAUACCGGCCGCUUUAUUAGGUACACUAUACUAGAUGGACCCCUUUUGCCUUCAGAACUGCCUUUAUAUUUCUAGGCAUAGAUUCAACAAGGUACUGGAAAUAUGCGAUGCGAAUCUUCUGUUCCACAACAUCUCAAAGGUGCUCUAUUGGAUUGAGAUCUGGUGACAAUGGAGGCCAUUUGAAUAUAGUUAACUUAUUGUCAUGUUCAAAAAACCGGUCUGAAAUUAGUUGCGCUUUGACAUGGCAUGUUGUCCUGCGGGAAGUAGCUACCUGGUCUGAUCUUGUGCUGCUGUAGCCCAUCCACUUCAAAGUUUGAUGUGUUGUACGUUCAGAAAUGCUUUUCUGCAUACCUCGAUUGUACCAAGUUUCUAUUUAAGGUACUGUUGCUUUCUAUCAGCUCAAACCGAUCUGGUCAUUCUCCUCUGACCUCUGGAAUCAACAUCUCUGUAAACCCUAGAGAUGGUUGUGCGUGAAAAUCCCAGUAGAUCAGCAAAUUCUGAAAUACUCAGACCAGCCCUUCUGGCAAAAACAACCAUGUUCAAACGUUCAAAGUCACCUAAAACACCUUUCUUCCUCAUUCCGAUGCUCAGUUUGAAAUGCAGCAGGUCUUAUUGGCCAUGUCUACAUGCUUUAAUGCAUUGAGUUGCUGCCAUGUGGCUGGCUGAUUAGAAAUUUGCGUCAAUGAGCAGUUGGACAGGUGUACCAAAUAAAGUGGCCGGAGAGUGUGUACUGUAUAUGAAUAGAAAUGUGUCAUUUCGAUAUAUUUGUUUGGAUAGGGAGGGAUUUUAUUUUUACUAUAAACCAAUGGUUAUUUUAUACUGCUUUACAUGAUGAAUAUGAGGGUAUAAGUUGUCUGUCAUGUUACCUGACAACACUGGCCACUGUUUUUUAGUAUCAGAGUUUUUAAAAUAUGGGAUACCUCCCCAUGUUGCUAACAUCAUGCCGUAAGUGACUACAUUGAUCGUGGUCAAAGUAAUUGUUGUAGGCAGUUGAUGAACUGCAGCUAUGUAUGGGGUUAUAAUGUGUUAUUUAACUCCAUGGAACAAGAGCUUUUUGUGCUUUCAUAACUGGAAGUUGCCGUUGUGCUAAACUGACAUCAAUGAAUCACCGUGUAGUGUGAAAACCGAUGCUAUGGAAACCUGUGAUUUUAUAACUGAUUGUCAUUUAUGUUUUUUUAUAUUGCCUUGCAUUUGAAAACCUUUAGCUUUUUAAAAUUGUCUGCCAAAGUGCCUUUGGAUACAGAGAUUUUCUGUGCAGGUUCAUGUUUGAAUCACACCUUUUAUAAUUUACAGUGAUGUUUGUUUCUGAUGACGUAAUUCCUGUUUUGAUUUGAUUAACGUGUUGCUGAACCUGAUGUGUUGUUUGCUGAGAUGAAAAGGAAAUGGAAGGGAAAUGCUCUUGGUGAUGAAGUGCGCUAAUGUGGAUAUCAUGAUUGGUUAUCAUGAAUGUGGGUAUCAUGAUUGACUGUGUGCAGUGAAUGAUGGGUGAACUAUUUAAUAUAGUUAAUAUACUGUUUUAUAGUUUCCGUUUCAUCUUUUUAACCUUGCAUACUUUCAUUAACAGACAGUUGGCUUCACUAAUCAUAUUGGGAUGUGGUGCUUCAUUUACACUGUGCUAAAUUCAUGCACUGGGAUCUCAAUUUGAUCAAAAUUGCCAUUUUUAUUACAAAAAAAUAGUUUGAACUCACCUUGAAAUAAUUUCAAACUAAUGCCAAAUAAACGUUUAUGUAUCAAUUUUAA